This is a messenger RNA of Dioszegia hungarica, 486 nucleotides long. Its product is annotated as Ubiquitin-related modifier. The record is from RefSeq and is a predicted model, not a curated record. The coding region runs from base 1 to 486 and encodes 161 amino acids. The transcript is spliced from 3 exons. Gene Ontology annotation, cellular component: cytoplasm; nucleus. Lineage: Eukaryota; Fungi; Basidiomycota; Tremellomycetes; Tremellales; Bulleribasidiaceae. Gene Ontology annotation, biological process: protein urmylation; tRNA thio-modification. Gene Ontology annotation, molecular function: protein tag activity.
AUGGCCCAAUCUAUCGCAUCCGGAUCAUCGUCGAAUGGGCUGGGAUACAGCUCGAAGCGGGAGAUCGCUACUGAGGAGCUGGUGGUGGAGAAGAGUGGCGGAAAAGCUGGCGGCAAGGGGGAAGACGAGCUUGAGAUCAGGAUAGAAUUUGGCGGCGGCCUCCAUCUGCUCUUCUCGCAGCAACCGAGACAUACGGUCCACCUCCCCCGACACACACCUUCCCCUGCCGCAUCCUCAGAUCCCUCUCCCGAACCAACAGCAUCAGAGGCGGCCGACAAUCAUCCAGCGACGAUGAGGGAUCUAAUAAGGCAUAUGAAGCGGACGAUAUUGAGCGAGCGGGAGGAGAUGUUUGGUGAGGGAGAUGGAGUUCGACCUGGAAUACUCGUCCUCAUCAAUGACGCAGACUGGGAACUUGAGGGAGAGCUCGAGUAUGAGCUGAAGGACAGGGAUGAGGUCGUUUUCAUAUCGACCUUACAUGGCGGAUAG